Molecule: messenger RNA, 5327 nt
Organism: Nezara viridula (southern green stink bug)
Lineage: Eukaryota; Metazoa; Arthropoda; Insecta; Hemiptera; Pentatomidae
Source: the annotation of a GenBank genome assembly
ACCUUCCAGAGGGGGGAGGGGAGGGGUGCCCCCCGGCUGGGUCGGCUAAUGACUUUAAUGAACUAGAUGUUCGUCUAUUUUAUACAAAAUAUUAAGGCAGAAAUCAAUACAUUAAUUUUCGGUCAUGACGGAGAGGGAAGUGAAUUUUUUUUUGUAUUUUAAAAAAUAGAAAUAAUAAUAAUAUAAUUUUUUUUUUAAUUUUGUUCCGAUUCAUUAUCAUCAUGUUUCAGAUUAUGAAAAAUAUGUUAUAAUUCGAAAUCCUAACCUGCUUCCUAAAUUUUAGUUUGAGUACAGUCUUAAAUAUAGUUAAUAGAAAAGUAGGUAAAAUAUAGUUACUUAGAUUAAUAGAAAUGGAUUAUUGUCCAAGAGCCAGCUGUCAUCCUUAUUACAUAAAAAUAUCGCCGGGCAUCAUGCCGCCGGGUUCGCCGGGGAUAUUUCGAAGGAAAUCUGCUUCGUCGGAUGAGGCAACACUGAGCUCCACGCUCCUUCGUAAUGACACAGUCGACUAUCUGAAAAUGUCGGGGGCACACGUCCCUUGGCCGAACACCAAAGAGGAUUACGACCUUAAAGAAGUCAUCGGUGUCGGAGCUACUGCAGUCGUCCACGCAGCAUAUUGCAAACCCAGGCAAGAGAAAUGUGCGAUCAAGAGAAUCAACUUGGAGAAAUGGAAUACAAGCAUGGAGGAACUCCUGAAAGAGAUUCAGGCGAUGUCCUCAUGCAACCACGAGAACGUUGUAACGUAUUACACGAGCUUCGUCGUGAGAGAGGAACUUUGGCUCGUCCUACGCUUGUUAGAAGGUGGUUCCCUCCUUGAUAUCAUUAAGCACAAGAUGAGGGCUACAAACUGCAAGCAUGGUGUCUUUGACGAGGCGACUAUUGCGACGGUGCUGAAGGAAGUUCUAAAAGGCCUAGAAUAUUUUCACAGCAAUGGCCAAAUUCAUCGAGACAUAAAAGCUGGUAAUAUCCUUCUCGGUGAAGAUGGUACUGUCCAAAUUGCUGAUUUCGGUGUCUCAGCUUGGUUGGCUACGGGACGAGAUCUGUCUAGGCAAAAAGUGCGACACACUUUUGUCGGAACUCCUUGUUGGAUGGCUCCUGAAGUGAUGGAGCAAGACCAUGGGUACGAUUUCAAGGCUGAUAUAUGGUCAUUUGGUAUCACGGCUAUCGAAAUGGCCACAGGCACAGCGCCUUACCACAAGUAUCCUCCCAUGAAGGUGCUGAUGCUAACGCUGCAAAACGAUCCUCCCACGUUAGAUACGGGAGCAGAGGACAAGGACCAGUACAGAGUUUACGGGAAGACGUUCAGGAAAAUGAUUAUAGACUGUUUACAGAAAGAUCCAACGAGAAGACCGACAGCUACAGAACUUUUGAAACACCCUUUCUUCAAGAAGGCAAAGGACCGAAAAUACCUUCAGCAGACGUUGGUUGCUAUUGGUCCCAGUUUGGAAACGAGAGUUCAGAAGGCUUCAAAGAGGCAGCCUGGUACCUCAGGACGUCUUCAUCGGACUGUAACUGGAGAAUGGGUUUGGUCGUCAGAAGAGGAAGGAGGGUUGUCCAGCGAUGAAGAGGGUGCUGAGAAACCUAUGAACAAUAUAGGUGGCGGCGACUUGUCCUCUGGUAGCGAGAAGGAUCUGACUGAAAUUGACGGUGGUACGCAACUCAACCUUGUUCUGAGGAUGAGAAUCCCUAAUCUGUUAACCUACAUUGUAAUCGAAGAUCUAGACGAGAAUGCUAAGCGCGAGUUAAAUGACAUCAGGUUUGAAUUUGUCGUUGGCAAAGAUUCAGCAGAGGGCAUAGCUUCAGAAUUGGUGGGUGCUGGGCUGGUCGAUCCACGAGACAUAGUAGUCAUCGCUGCGAACCUCCAGAAGCUGAUCAACAGUUAUGGAAAUCUUGUCUCCGUCACCUUUCCCUUGAAUUCCGGUAUUGCUCCGAACGAGACUGCGAGUGAGGCGGCCCUUAUAGGCUUUGCUGCUAUCUCCAUUCUAGAUUAAUGAAGCCUGGGGUAUGAAAGGCGAGAGGAGCUAGCGGAGAGCUCGACAUGCCUGUAGCUCUGAACGCAGCUUUAUAUAGAGACUCAUAUUCCUAUGUUUUUCUCUACAUCCCUCAGGUUGAGGUUUGUGCCAUGUCAAAUUUUUUAAAAUAAUAAACCUGACAUAAAAUGUUAUCUAGUGGAAGAGAGAAAUUAAGAUCAAGGCUGAAGGAGUCGUCCGAUGGUUGCACAAUAUUUUAUUUUAAUUUUGUCAAUCCAUUUAUGUAUACAUUCACUCAAUAACCGUGAGUGGUGUCUAUCUGGAUCGGUAGGCUAUAGUUGAUGUUGUCUAUUCUGAUGAUAUUUUAAACUAUCUCUAGAAUUUUUAUUCUUUACCUUUUGUUUGGUUUCUUAUUCAUCUGUUUUUAAACUAUGCUACAGUAAAUAAUCAUUAAUCUUUUGAACAGAUAAAAACUUCCUUUAAAAUUUAAUUUUCUACAGUAAAAUUAUCAAUUCAGGAUUUGCCAGAUGUAUUUACUUCUUCACUAGUCAAAUUUAUUUGAUUAUUCAAAUCGUAUUUAUUGAUUUCGAAUUGUAUCUUUACAGCAAAAAAUUUAAAAAUAUAUAUUUUUCCGUCUUAAUAAAAUAACAUCAUUCAUUUCAAACAGAUUUCAAUAAACACUUUUAAAAAAAUUUUAUAUUUUCCAAAAAAUCAUUUUUAACCGAUUCUGAGAUAAUUAAUUCUAUAGUUUUUAAUUUAAUGCUCGAAAAUAAUUUUAUCUUUUUUUUAUAUUAACCUAAAACUAUCAUUUACACCUCACUAGCUUGAUUUGACAAGAUUCUAACUGGUCUAACCUUAAUUGUUUGCUCAUUUCUCAACGUAGUAAUAAUUUAAGUUUUGAAUAUUGUUUAAUAAAAAAGUUCUUUCCUCUGAUUUUAUUUAAAUUAUGUCAACAUAGAAGUUAAAACUUUCUUAAGUAAAUAUAAUAUAUCUGUAAAAUCUUAAAGGAGAGUCAAAAGCAUCAAUAACAAAAAAAUGUUAGUUAAAACCUUGUCAAACCAAGAUCUAGGAAUAGCUAAUAUCAAAUUUUUUCACAUUCAGUUGGGCGUGAUUCCAAAAUCCAAUCGAAAAGUUCAGAUGUAAACAAUCUACGAAAAUGAUAUUGAUUAAUGUCAUUAACUUUUAUUAAUAUUCAAAAUUUGUUUGCUAUUACUUCAAUAUAAUUUAUAUAAAAAUAUUAUGUUCUUUCAUUAAAUAUAAGUACUAAUUAAUAUUUCAUCUGAUCCAUCCAGCAAAUCGUGCUAAAUGGCCGACCAUUCAAUAAUAUAUUAUUUAAAAUUAAUUUUUUAUUUCUUUUUAAAAAGCAAUAUAUCAUUUUUCUUUUUUUUUAUAUACAGUUCUAUUUUGGUUUCCAUAGCAAUUUUAAUAUUAUAUAGCUUUUCUGCAUUUGUUGCUUCUAGUGCUAUUCUAUGGGAGAUUUAUAAACCAUAAUAAUUGAUAACUUUUAUCAUAUUAUAGGUACAUAACUCAAUUUUUUAUUUAUCUCUAAAUCCAUUUAAUGAGUUGGAAUUAAACAUCAUAUACUGUCAAAGGUUGGGCAGUUACAUGUUCAUAUCCAAUAAUAUUAACUUAUAUUUUCACAGACAUAUUUCUCCUAAAGUUUUUUUUUUUUUUUUUUUUUUUCUCAUUCGGAAUCAAUCACAAAAUUUAUUUAAUUGUUCUAUAAUUUAUUAUUUGAUCUGGUUUUAAAUUUAAAACUAUUUCAACAUCAAUAUAUUCCCAGAGCGUGAAUGUGUUCUCUGAACACUAUUAUAAAUGUUCUUAAUUGUGACAGAUAGUAAUAUUGCUGAAUAAAUAAAAAUAUAUAUAUAUUCCAAAUUUUAAACAUUAACUGAUGAAGGAAUAGCAGCACUUUCCUUUACAAAGUCUAAUCUUAUAAUCUUGCCUAUGGUGACUAAAUUAGAACACUAUUUUUUUUUUUUUUUUUUCAUACAGUAUGUUAGUAUUAUUUUGAUUUCUUUGAAUAAAUCUGCUGUAUUAUAAUCCAAUCGCGUGCUUUUAGUUUUGGAAAAUUAAUUUAUUCAGUUAUUUUAGUGUUUACAAAUGGAUUUAAUCGACUAAGACGCUACAACUUUUCAUAAAAUUAUAUAUAUAUUUUUCUACUAGUUUUGACAAUAAGUAUCAUCUGAUGAUCUUUAUUUAUUUUAUUAUUUGGUGUAUUCGGUAUAAGUUUUAUUUAAGGUUAUUAGGCUUCAUAUUUUGUUGUAUAUAUUUAUUUGAUUUAAAUUAUUAUUAUUAUUAUUCGUUUCAUUUCCAAUGCUUCUAACGUAAUAUCAGUCAUACUUAUAAAAUAAAAAAUUCUGAUAAGUCGAGCAACGAAAUUUGGCCUCUUCAUCUCAUCAAUGUAUAUAUUUCUUUAUAAGAUAAACAUAUAAUAAUUAUAAUUUGCAUUUCAUUUUUAAAAUGAUGUUUAUAUUAAUUAUUUCUUUGUUUACUUAGUAAAAUACAUAAUAACAAUAGUUCGAUCGUAGACCUUAAAUAUUGUGACCAUAAUAAUCUUAAUCUUAACAUGUAGAAUCUCAAACGUCAAUUAUUUCUUAUAAUAAUUCUUCUAAUUUCUUUGCUACAUUGUUUUCUCUUCGAUGUAUUUUCCUUUUAAACUGACGAUUCAAGACACUGAUUAACUAGUCAUUUUCCUGAAACAUGAAUCAACAAAAAUAAUUGUGAAUGACCACUUAGCAAGAAAUCUAUGUACUUAAAUUCUUUUUCUAAAAAAUAAUAAUAAUUUUGAUGUACAUAUUUGUUAUUAUUCGAAUAAAAAAUUAAUAUUAUAAGAUAUUUUUAUUUAAUAAUAAAGUAUUUUAAUGUCUCUUAUAGAAAAUUGAUCACAGUUCCUGUGAUUAGAAAAGAUAUAACGAUUAAUUUAGUGCAUUUUGAUAGUAGCCAUAUACAGACAGACAAUAUCUUUAGUAAAAUUAGUAAAUAAUUUUUAUUUUCUUCAAAAAUAUUUCGUAAAAAAUAAUGUGUUCAGUUUUGGUAUUUUAAAAUUAUUUUUCAAUAUUAUGUCAACACAUGAGCUAUUUUCCCCUGUUAAUUGUUAAAAUCUAAUUUCCUUACCUGAAAUAAUCACUGUAUUCUUUGUAUAUUUAAGUAAUUAUGUGUCUGUAUUAUUUUUUAAAAUAUUUAAAAAAUAAAAUAUAGAAAUAAAAAAAAGCUUUAAUGCUUAUUGUAAAAGUUUUAUUUGUUAAUAAAAUUGUAAUGCCAAUUUUUUUUUUUUUUAAUUUAUUUAUUGUUUUUGAGGUUUAUAUUUCAUUUAAGUACUGUUUACAAGAUGUAUUUCAAUACAAGUAUUUAUAUCUG